UAUUAGGGUGUGCUGCAAUCUAGUAAGGAGAGAAGCAAACAACGUGAAUGUGCUGCAAACUUCAACUGACAGUUUGAAACUCGUGAGCUCUUCACAUCUACUAAUAAGUUCAUCAUUGUGAAUCUUCUGGCCAUAGCCAUAGCAGACCAAAGCAAGCAGGAAAGACAAGCGUGGUAGCAGACGUGACAAGAAAAAUGGCAUCGUAUUCGGAAGACCAGUUGGCCGAAUUCCAGGAAGCUUUCCAACUUUUUGAUUCACGUGGUGAUCAGAAAAUUCAUGUCAAUCAAAUUGGUGAUGUUUUGAGAGCUCUUGGCCAGAAUCCUACGGAAUCUGAUGUGAAGAAAUUCACGCAUCAACACAAACCAGAUGAGAGAAUAAGUUUUGAAGUAUUUCUUCCAAUUUAUCAAGCCAUCUCUAAAACACGUACAUCAGACACUGCAGAUGACUUCAUUGAAGGUCUGCGGCAUUUUGAUAAGGAUGGAAAUGGUUACAUUUCAUCAGCUGAGCUUCGACAUCUCCUCACUACUCUUGGUGAGAAAUUGACAGAUGAAGAAGUGGAACAGUUAUUGUCUGGGCAAGAAGAUUCCCAAGGAAAUGUAAAUUAUGAAGAAUUUGUGAAAAUGGUUAUGUGUGGUUGAAGUAAUAAAGUUGAUCCUGGUCAAUCAGCUUUUCUAUCCAAGCAUAACUUCUGUGUGUAUAUAUAAAUAUUCCCUAACAACUUUAGGUUUUGUACAUUUUGUUUUAUUGUGUACAAGAGCUAGAUGUCAAAAUUACUUUGCUACCAAAAAACAAAAAAAAAAAAAAAAACAUUUUGUUAUUCAAAGAACUCUUCUGCUAUUUUUCCUAAUUAUCGUUGCUUACUUUGCUUCAUGUAAGAAAUUUAUAUAAAUUAGCAUUUUAAGGGUUCUGUAUGGUGAAGGAAAGGUCUUAAUUAUAUCAUAAGUAUUUUGAAUAUCUGUAUUGUCCUUUGUUUCAAUACUGCAAAAGGUUCUGAGAUAAUAAGUUUUACAUGUGUAAUCACAAAAAAGGGUAUUCAGAGGAACCUGAAUUUAAUAUUAAUUGUGGCCUUAACGUAAAUGUUUUAAUUAGAGAUUUUUUUGUGAGGUAGUGCAGCAAGAAUUAUCUAUAACAUAUAUAUUUGGGUUACAUUUACUGUAUUUAGUUUGUUCUGAAAAUUCAGGUGACAUUCAUUUUCAGAUACAGUGAUUUGUAGCACACUUAAAGUUAGUGUAUCAUCACAAAAAUAUUGCCUUUUAAUGGAAGUGUGUUCAACAUCACAUUCACAUAUUUCUAAGGAAUGUCAAAUUGUCAAUGUUCUAUUCAUUAGGAAUCUGUAUUUCUUUUGCCUCUGUUACAUAUGCAUUCAAGUUUAUUUCAUAAUCCCUAAAUAUUGCUCUUGGCAGAAUUCAACAUAACAUAACAAGUAUUGUUUCUUUUUUAGCCUGUAGUAUUUUAGUUGUUAGGGAAUGCUCAUUCCAAACUGAGCUGUUAUAAAUGGUUUUAAAACAUUCCUGCCAUGUAUUUUGUAUCUAAUAGCAAUCCUUUAUGAUGUAAUCUGUUUUAUUUAAAUAUUACAAGGAAUAUUACUUUUUCAUUCAUUUUUAGAAAGAAAUACAAGAAUGCUUCUAAUAAAUUACGUAUUAUGUUUCAUCAUGUGUGUUAAUAGUUCCAUUCCUCGCCUUUUGCUAUCCUUUGAUCUAAUUCCUGGUCAUUUGAAUUGCUUUUAAAGGCAGGUUCCAUGCAUUUUACUCUGACUGUAAAUCUGCCAUUGGUUGGUAAUCAGUGAGAUAUUAAAAAAAUAAAAUCUUUCAUUUUCUGAAACAUCUAU
Gryllus bimaculatus (two-spotted cricket) is the source of this 1828-nucleotide messenger RNA. Lineage: Eukaryota; Metazoa; Arthropoda; Insecta; Orthoptera; Gryllidae. The record is from the annotation of a GenBank genome assembly.